Messenger RNA from Porites lobata, 5266 nucleotides. The record is from the annotation of a GenBank genome assembly. Lineage: Eukaryota; Metazoa; Cnidaria; Anthozoa; Scleractinia; Poritidae.
AUGGCAAAAAUAACCGUGAAUCCUUCUCUGAAAACGAUUAUUGAUCAAAAAGUUGAUAUAUUUGUGAGUAACCUUUCUUCACAUCAAGAUAUUACCUUGCGAGCUCGAGCCAUCGAUGACAGCGAGACAGCGUUUGAAUCAUUCGCUUUCUACAAAGCUGACGAGAACGGAGAAGUAUCGUUGGUUUCUCAACCCUCGCUUGGAGGAUCAUAUACCGGUGUAGAACCCAUGAGGUUAUUUUGGAGCAUGGAACCCGUGGAAGGAACCGACCGAGACGAUAUGCUGAGAAAACGAGAUGUUUCAAAACCCCUGAAAGUUUCCUUAGAUGUCUGCAGCGGUAUACGUACUGGUGGGAACAAUUCUGGGUCGCUUGAAGAAAAUAACAAACUGGCGAGCGUGACACUACUACGAAGUUACAUGAGCGAUAGAGUGACCCGACAUGUUGUAGAGAAUGGUGGAUUUUAUGGCACUUUCUUCGUUCCCUCGGGAGAUGGACUCUUCCCAGAUAUUAGUGCACCUUUCCACUACGAAUAAAUAGACGAUAAUGAAUAUUCUGAAAGCAGACAAAUUUGGACCCUUAAGACUUUUCUUACAUAAACCCUUCGGAAGUAACUUUUCAAAGGAGAAGCACCGACUCCCCUGUAUACCGUAUAUGAACGUGACAAUACAAAGAGGUCAUGCUGUUGCGUUACAAUUAUCGCUGCUACGUAACGGACAGUACAAGCAGAUGUCCAGCGGCUAGUUACUUUGACAAUAACAAUGUUCAACCUCGUCCCCAGGGCUUUUCCCUUAAAAAAUGGGUGCCUUUUCCCGCCCCACCUAGUUUUUAAGGGAAAAGCCCUGGGGACGAGGUUGUAACAAUGUUCUGAGUAACCCUGUCUCCUUAUCAAAUCAGACCUGGUGCACAAGCAUUUUCAUGAAAAUGAAUUUAAUUCGCAUGUGAAUGAAAAUAAUUUUAAUAUAACGAGAAUUGGCUUUGAAAACGAGGCUUAAGGCCAGGCCUUGUAGCAAAACGCAGUCUUCGUUCCGUCACUGAUAUUCGAGUCCUCUUCUGCGCUUUAUUGCGAUCAAGUCCAUCGUACAUGUAUGACAACGAAGAAGGCAUCCAAAUUUUGGCUGUGGCUUAUGAAGGCAUUCGAAGUCGAGGUAUCUGAGAGCAUUGCCAUUUGAUAUCGCUUUAGGAGUUUUUAAGGGGCAUUUUUUGUCCACUCCCUGCGGUCUUUUUAUUCCCUAAAGCGCCAGUCACUGUCUGCUACAGUUGUAGCAAGUGUCGCAGCGCCGUGAUCUUUAUUCUAGGCCGCCAACGGACUUAAUGAAUUACUAGAGGUGUGUUUCGAAUUUCCCUUCAACCUAAUUUGCCAAAUGAACAAUGGCUUAUUUAUCAGGCUAACCAUGGCGCGUACUCACAUCCUGGUAUACAGGCGAGGCCCGGAAACCGGGAUUUCGGCGUUGGUUCGCAUACGGACUAGAUGUUCAGUUUCAUCUAUGGCGCUGUUGACACUUGCCGGCAACUGUCGAAGGAAUUUACUUGGCGUGGAACGCCCCUAAGUAAUAAGAUAUAUUGUUAUAUGGCUGGAAACUUUUUGCUAACAGUGCGCGCUCUCAUACUUCGAGGUCACAUGGCAUCUAACAAUGAAACUGAUUCCCGCCAAAAUCUAUGAGCUGGCAACAGUCAGAGGGUAACAGUGCACUGUUACCCGCGAAUGUUGACCUACGACCCCCGUUACAGUGAGGUUUAAUGAAUUUCCAGCUUCCAAAAUUUCGAAUCUUCAUGUUUUUGAGAGUAUCGGGAAACAAAGAUAACUGUUUCCCGAGGGAGGAGUCAUUAAGUGUAUUUAUUAUAUGGCAACAAUAGUACGCGCGCUCUGAUUGGCUGUUUUCUUGUAAUGACCAGGCAUUACUAGCUAGGUGUCCAGGGCAUAUACCAUCUGUGUUUAACUUGAUAGUGGACAUCGUCUUGGACAUCCAUGUUAUGGUUAAUUGACAGCUGGCAAAAAUGGUAUCCGCUGACCAGUGUCACCUGACUGUAUCGCAGGCUCGAGUGUACAACUCAUUUAGGUGACAUGUUUUUUAAAGUCGUCCGCUGACCAGUUGUUGGUUUUAACUGAUCGCAAGCUCAGGUCCAUAUUGAAAAGUCCAUACAGUGGAACCUCGAUAUAAUGAAGUGCCAAGGGACUGGCAAAAUGUGUUCGCUGUAACGAGGUUUCGUUAUAUCGAGGGACUUUUUCAUAUAUUUUCCUAUUACUGGGGUACAGUAUGUUGCCCAGUAUCCGGACACUUCAGUUUAAGAUUGCAAUAACUUUCCUUUCUUAAUCGCAAGAGCUCUGAAAUUUGGCCCAGAGAAAAUCUAUUUAGUCCUUAAUAUGACGAAAGACAGUUUAACUUUUUUGCCUUUGUUUCCAUCGCGAAAUUAAUAUUUUUGCAGAGCUCCUAUGUUGCCCAGUAUCCGGACACAACAAUAACAACGAAAUUGUACAUAAAUUUCGACGGGCAAGCGACUUAUAAGCUUCUCUUGCACUUGUAAAGUAGUCUGGCAAUCGAUUCCAAAAAUAUAACCUAGCAUCGUGAAAUAAAACAUAACAAAUGACUGGAGUAUGGUGGGGAACGCGUGCGGCUGUUUUAAAAGUCGUAUAAUUCUUACUUCCUUGUCUAGGAACUUUUUCACUGAUUUAGGGAAGGCAUCCGUGGACAUGCCGAAGCCGCAGUUUGUAAGCUCAAUUAGCCAAUCUGCAAACGACUUUUCUCAUUUCUUAUUUUAAAAAAAGCUUGGGGAAGGGACCUCAAUCGGACGGUCAAAGGUCACUCACCUAUUUAGUCUGACCUGCAGUGUUGAUUUCUUCAUGCUCAGUCCCCACAAUAAGCCUGCUUUUCUGGCGCUAAUUCAGGCCCAUAAGCAGGGGGGGUGCACGUGGUGCGUUCGCACCCCCUACAGGCCCCAAAGGUCCGCAUUUUGAUACUAAAUAUCCAAGUUAUGGAGUGCAGUUUCAAACUGGCUGCAUACAUAUAACAGGGCAUGCAUGGGCCAGGAAAGGCUGUCGUCCCCCGCACUAAUGCACAUACAUUAUCAAGUUAAAAUUGUUUUGGAUGAGGUGGUAAAUCUGUUUGCCACCAAACACCCACACGGAGGCUGGAGCUCGGGACUAUUCUGAGGGAUUAGUUCCACAGUAUUUUGAUGUACCAUUUUACAUCGUAUAAAUUUCUCCUUUAUAACUUAAUUCAAACAGUUGUAUUCGAUAAAUGUAAUAUUCAGUUCCUACUGUGUACUUUGCCGUUACAAUUUUUCAUGUAUUGCUACUUUCCUAAAUAAACGGAUCAGACAAUAUAAAAUACAUUUCGGUAGUUUGGUCCACUUUGGCCUCGUUAGCACCCCCCCCCCAUAUAAAAUCCUGGUUACGGGCCUGUAAUUCCUCCUUCUUUCACAUCUCUCAAUCCCUUUGGGACAUUUUUCAGACCGUUGCAACCCCAUUCUAGUAGUCACAACUGGGGAAAGUAUGAGAAUUCCUGGUUCAACUCAGAUGCUUUCGGUUAUAUAUAGAAAAUGCAGUCACGCGAAACGAGCCGUGAGCACGAAAUCAAGUCGCCUCUGAAUGAGUGAAGAAAAUUUCCAUACGGAGUUGAGUAGAAUUACAUCUCACGACUAUAUCAUAUAUCCUAAGCUUUAAUUAUAGUUACUGAUAUGAAAUAAAUCUUAUCCGGAUAAUGUACACAGCUAAAUCAUCGAUUCUGUACAGCAAAGAAAAAACUGUCCGGAUACUGGGCACCUAACAUCAAUACUUAGUGAAUGUUUCUGGCCUCCGUUAUUCCAAAAAAAUCGAAUUUAAGAAGAAUUAAUAAACUUUCUGAAAACCUGACUUCCUUAAGUAUCUUCACUUUGAAAGUAAAUCAGCUUCUUUGAAAAUAUCGCGCAUUACCCUCCCUUUUCUGAGCAGCACUAAUUUUACUGCGCAGUAAACAGCGUAAAUAUUAGCCAUGAAAAGUAUACUCACCUGAACAGAACGGCGUCUUCUGCGACUGUCUCGCAAGCUUUCAAAUCGCCAAAACGUUCAUCUUAAAGCUGAAAUGUUCAGCUUUCAUUCGAAAUACGUCGUUUACCGAGAACUGAAAAGGGCGCCUCAAAAAUUAAGAUUUUGUUUCAAGUGUCCGGAUACUGGUACCGUCCGGAUACUGGGCAACAUACUGUAAACAAAGUCGUUCGUUGACCUAACCUAACUUACCUAAUAUACCUAACAUACUUAACAUACCUAUCCUAACUCACCUAACAUACCUAACCUAACUUCUAACUUCGCUGGAAGUUCGUUAUAUCCAGGUUCCUCUGUAUAAUAAAUAACUUAUAACCUCUUCCGUUCGGUCAUUUCAGGGAAAUCUUAGAAAUCGGCCUUGAUGUAUUGACCUCGCCAUCCCUCGGUCAAUGCACAUCAAGGCCUCGCACAGAUAUUUCCCUAUAGUUACCUCACGCUCAAUUAAUAAGCAGUAUAAUCUAAUGCUAUCUUUCUUCGUAGCUGUUAUCGAUAUAUGGGGGUUCACAGGUGGCUUAAGAGAGGACCGAGCAGCGCUGUUAGCAGCAAAUGGUUUUGCAGUCUUGGCGUUAGCGUACUGUGCAUUCAAAGACCUUCCUGAAAGGUAUGGCUUGCUUCAUGUAUCCUAUUUUGAGAGCGCAAUUGACUGGCUUACCUCACAACCGAAGGUGAAGUCUGGUGGAGUUGGCCUGGUUGGCCUGUCUAAUGGAGGCACAUUAGCGCUAGCACUUGCUGCUCAGCUAGGACACAAAGUCAAAGCAGUGGUCUCUAUUUCAGGAUACCCCAUGCUAAUUGGAUGUUCAUUGGCAAGUCAUACCAUGACUAUACCUGGUUAUCCUGUUGAUCUUGAGCCCUCAAAAGGUUCUUGCUAUUCCCAAUUCUUGGCUAUAUUUGCAAGUAAAGAUAUUUGCAAAAUAGGAUCGCCAUGGACAAUUCCGGUGGAGCACAUAUGCUGCCCCGUUCUACUUGUUUAUGGCCAUGCUGAUCAACUCGUCCCUGAUAUAGAAUGGAUGUGCGAGGAAAUCUUUCGACGCAUGCAACGAAAUGGCAAGGAAUCAUUAUGCCAAAAGCUUGGUCUUCCUGGUGCCAGCCAUUUUAUUACACCAUGCUAUAUCCCACCCUGUUCAAGGAAAUAUAUCAAAGUAUUCGAUGAAAUGUGGUUAAUUGGAGGAAAUGAUAAGCCUUUGUUCGCCAAGUCUUCUAAACAAUACUGGAAUAAAAGUCUAGAGUUUCUCUUUAAGUAUAUUUAA